Messenger RNA from Emiliania huxleyi CCMP1516, 1209 nucleotides. RefSeq lists its product as hypothetical. The record is from RefSeq and is a predicted model, not a curated record. NCBI's taxonomy places the organism in Eukaryota, Haptophyta, Isochrysidales, Noelaerhabdaceae. The transcript has a single exon. The coding region runs from base 1 to 1209 and encodes 402 amino acids.
AUGCUGCUCCGCCGCCUCUCACCGGGCUUUUCCGCCGCCGCCGCCGCCGCCAGCGCCGCCGCGUCUGCCGCCGCCGGUCGCAGCGCCCUCUGCGACGCCAAGAAGGAGCCCACGACGCGGCCGUCCGGCAGUCCUGGCUGGACAUACACGAAUGUCGGGGAGGCCGAGACGGAUACGGUGGUGCGUGAAGCGAUGCAGCGGCUGAGCAGCAGCGACGAGGCGCCGGACGCGGCGGCGGCGGCGAAGCGGAGCGCCAAGACCAAGCCGCCCAAGGAGCGCAAGCCCUCCGAGGCGCCUGCGCCCGACAACCCGGGCUGGUCGUACACGAACGUGGGCGAGGCUGCGGCGGACGUGGUGGUGCGGGAGGCGAUGCAGCGGAUGCGGACGGAGGAGGGGCCUGCCGAAGCAGAGAGCCAGCACCCCCUCCACACCACGCCUCCCCGGGGAGGAGGCGGUCUGCGCCGCCACCUGACGGCUGAGCAAGGGCUUCAGCGGCUAAAGAGGCAGUCCACCGACGUCGGCGGCCAGCAGAGGUACCGGGCGGGGCUCGAGGUCCAGAUCCUGUACGUGCCGUAUGCGGUGCUAAACAUGGACGUCGGCCACCUGGCGGUGCUGGUCAAGGACGAGGACCAGAUGGGACCUCCGACCACCUUUGGCUUCUAUGGACAGGGCUUCCGGAAUGGCCUCCCUGUCGUCUCGCACGAGCCUGGCGUCGUCGUGUCUCCGUGCCCGCUCUACGCAAAGGCGCUUGCCAACCCGACGACGCGCCGACAGAUCAUGUGCUUGCACCGCGGCGAGCUGACUGCUGAUCAGGCAGAGAAGCUGAACGCGUGGGCGGAGAUGCAGGGCGAGGAGCACGGCGGGCAUCUGGUCGAGGUGCGCGGACACGAGCGCGGAGUCGCACCGAUGGCGGGGGAGUCCUACCAGGGCGCCCGCGCGCUGAGGCCGCUGCUGGAGGCGGACAACUGCGCGACGUGGGCCCUCCGCCAUUUUGCUCCCGACGGCGCCAUCGAGUGCCCGAUGGGCGGGUCGUUGCCUCGCUUGUGCCGCGCCGUCGCCGCGGGCGAGCCGCUUUCGCCCGGCAGCGGCUCCGCAACGCCAGAGAGCUUGAGGGCGGCGGAGCGAGCGAGGGCGCUGGCGGCCGAGCAGCUGCCGGCGGAGCGGCAAGAGUAUGAGGGCGCGCCGCGGUUGCCUUCGGACGGCUCUUGA